CGCAGUGCGCAGCAAGGGUACGUCUACGUCUUUCUUUUCCGUUUGAUGGAGGAUUGACAAGUACAAGGUCUUCUGGGGGGCGCGUUUUCCCGUUGAGUGGCGGAGUUGUCCCCGCGAGCAACGUCGACCCGGCGCAGAGAUAUGGCGCCGAUGAAGCAGUCAGGCAGGAUCCCGCGAGAGGCCUUCAGUCACACCCCGUACGUGACGCGGCGCUAGAGGGCGCUGGUGCCGCCACUCCGAUGGCUGGUGGCGAAGUCCUCUCUGGCAGUGGAAGCAGACGGCCGGAAAAUGAUAUUCCGAAGCCAGGAUACGCCGGCACUAGCAAGCCAACGGGUGACUUCCUGGGCAGGAGCAUAUCGCCAAGAGACAUCCCAGCUGAUCCGUAUGGGUACCACAAGCCCGACGAACAGCCUGUGGAGGGAUAUUACCAUCACGUGCCUGGUCCACAUGCAACGGACAUUGCGAACGUGUUAGACCCCCAUGUACCUGGCGAGUAUCCCACAGAGGAUGGCGAAGAUCGGCACAAGGUUGGAUAUCCAGCAGCUGGGCUUGGCGCGGUUGGUUUAGGAGCUGCAGGCUACGAAGCAAAGAACGAGCAGUUUGGGCCUUCCACUACGACUAGAGGUGUCGAACCCAGCAGUCAGGGCUACCACGACACGACCACACAAGCCGUAUUCCCGGCCUCAGCUCAGACCGCCUCGAUGCAGCAACCUCAACAACAGUACGCUCGCGACGCAGCGGUCGCUGGAGGGGUCGGCGCGGCUGGUUUAGGAGCCGCAGGUUACGAGUCGAAGAAUGAUCGUUUUGAGCCUUCCGCUACGGCUGAAGCCGUGGUGCCAAGCAGUCAGGGCUACCACGACAGUACCACCAAGCCCGCAUUCCCGGCAGCAGCUGAGACGGCCCCGGUACAGCAACACCAGCAACACCAAGCUCGCGACGCAACUGUCGCUGGUGGCGUCGGCACUGCUGGUGUUGGUGCGUAUGAGACAACCAGGGAUCGCGGCGACACAGGGCCUGCGCCUAACACCGUGGGGCCGCAUUCAAGCGAUGUGUUGAACGUUCUCGAUCCCAGAGUACGACCUGAGCCGGAGAAAAUGAAGGACCAUACUACCGCAGGCCCUUACUCGAGCGACAUGGCAAACAAGGUCGACCCUCGUGUACAAUCAGACCCAGCGAAGGCGCAGUCAAACGAGUCACAUUUUGGCCGUGAUGCUGCCCUCGCUGGCGGUGCAGGAGCGGCCGGCGUCGGUGCGUACGAGGCGGAGAGGAGCCGGCAGGACACCGGGCCAGCCUCUAAGACGAUUGGGCCGCAUGACAGCAAUGUCGCCAAUGUUCUCGACCCUCGAGUCAAGCCGGAGCCAGAGAAGAUGAAGGAUCAGACAACCGCGGGACCAUACAGGAGCAACAUUGCAAACCGGGCAGACCCACGUGUUGAGCACCAGCCGACCAAGACGGCGGUCAAAGAGGCCAGGAAAGCCGAGACUCAUACCAGUCACAGCGCCGAAACCAGCAUGGCCACACCCAGCUCGGCAACAUCUGGUGAAGAUCCUCGCCCAGCCAAGCAGGAGCUCAUCGAUGCCAUCAACCGCAAUGAAGGGCACGAUAAGCAUGGACACAACGUGCUCCACAAGAGUGAGAAACAGCAACUAAAGCAUGAGCAUGACCUUGAGAAGGCUCGCGAGAGGGAAGCUGAGAUUGGUGGAGAUCGCGGGGAGCACAAGAAGGAGGGACUACUGUCAAAGAUUCUGCACCGAAGCUCUGGUGAACACCGGAGGUAGGGAGCGAAUCCAACGCACUGAGAACGCUCAUUGUGGCGGCGGUACCACGCCGCUGGUUUAC
Baudoinia panamericana UAMH 10762 is the source of this 1839-nucleotide messenger RNA. RefSeq lists its product as uncharacterized. The coding region runs from base 240 to 1778 and encodes 512 amino acids. The transcript is spliced from 2 exons. The record is from RefSeq and is a predicted model, not a curated record. Lineage: Eukaryota; Fungi; Ascomycota; Dothideomycetes; Mycosphaerellales; Teratosphaeriaceae.